AGCAGGGGAGGAUGGAGGAGAUGUUCACCCCCAAGGGGCCAGGAGACCCAGAGGACACAUUGGAGAACCAGAGGUUGAUGGAGGACAAGGCUGGAAUAUUCCAGAACUUGAGGAGGUGGUCAGGGCGCCUGCCCCGGGUCCGUCUCCGUCUCGUUCAGCUGCUCAUCUCCAUGGGCCUCUUCAUGCUACUAGUGACCAUCCUGGCCCAAGAUAUGCAGAAGCAGAUUCAAGACGAACUCGAAGUCAUCGGCAAGCGGCUUGCUCGGAUGAAUGGCACUCUGGGUACACUCUGCCGCCAGUGCCCCUGGGGCUGGCAGCUCUUCCAGGGAAGCUGCUACUGGUUCUCCAGGUCCCAGACCGAUUGGGCGUCUUCAGACCCUGCCUGUCAGAGCAUGAACGCCCGGCUGGUGGUCGUCAACAGCGUCUCCGAGGAGAAAUUCCUCCAGUCUUGGGAGGUCCGGCACGAGAAAAGAACUUGGAUCGGACUCAGUGACCACCACGAUGAGGCGUCCUGGCAAUGGGUGGACGGGACCCCUUUCCAACUCAGCUUCUGGAAACCAGGAGAACCCAACAACGAUAAUAAUGAAGACUGUGUGGAAUUGUACAAUGAUGGCUGGAACGAUGACAAGUGUAGUAAAGAGAAGCCGUGGAUUUGUGAGAAGCCCGCGUUGUCCUGCUCCCAACCGUGAUGACCAUUGUCCCCCUCGGUCAGGCUGCUCUGGGGCUCCGUGAGGCGCUCCUGCCCCAACUGUGGCUUUCUCCUCCUGGACCCUGGAGAUCCCCAGAGAUCCCGAGACCCC
Messenger RNA from Sorex fumeus (smoky shrew), 800 nucleotides. RefSeq names its product CD209 antigen-like protein E. The transcript has 7 exons. The coding region runs from base 12 to 689 and encodes 225 amino acids. The record is from RefSeq and is a predicted model, not a curated record. NCBI's taxonomy places the organism in Eukaryota, Metazoa, Chordata, Mammalia, Eulipotyphla, Soricidae.